Molecule: messenger RNA, 1420 nt
Organism: Coregonus clupeaformis (lake whitefish)
Lineage: Eukaryota; Metazoa; Chordata; Actinopteri; Salmoniformes; Salmonidae
Product: mitochondrial dicarboxylate carrier-like
Exons: 11
Coding region: 401-1261 (286 amino acids)
Biological process (GO): malate transmembrane transport; succinate transmembrane transport; thiosulfate transport
Cellular component (GO): mitochondrial membrane
Molecular function (GO): sulfate transmembrane transporter activity; oxaloacetate transmembrane transporter activity; antiporter activity
Source: RefSeq, a predicted model, not a curated record
GACGUUUGCAAAAACAACCUGAAAAUAAGUUGUCGACCUUUGAGUCUGGCUAGCUAGAGCACGAGGAGGCAGCUCCUCGGCGCGGGGUAGCAAUUGGCUGCGCGUCCACUCACUUCGACUCCCCUUCUCUCUCUGUCUAUUCAUUUCCUAUCACGCGUUCUGUAAAAUUGCCUACACACAUACGGUGGCGUCAGCAAUCAUUGGCAAUUUUGAAGAUUAACGAGGUUAUCCUACAUUCGACCGUCAGGGAGAGAGCGGACCAGAGAGCACAGACUGCUGCACCGACCUGCCUGCGUGUCGAGGUGGAUAGGAAGCUUGGCUCUGGCUCGCAGCUUUGUUGGACUGGAUCGAAUUGGACACAGUGAAGAGCAGUAGGACUAUAGAGAGACAGGGGGGAAAUAUGACCGAUAAACGGAUGUCGCGGUGGUAUUUCGGGGGGCUCGCUUCCUGCGGGGCUGCCUGCUGCACCCAUCCUUUGGACCUCAUCAAGGUCCACCUGCAGACCCAGCAGAAGGGUAAGAUGGGGAUGGUGAGCAUGGCCAUGCAGGUAGUGAAGAACGAUGGAGCUCUGGCUCUGUACAACGGACUCAGCGCAUCACUCUGCAGACAGAUGUCCUAUUCUCUAACUAGGUUUGCUAUCUAUGAGACAGUCAGAGACAUGUUGAGCAGCAGUAACCAGGGCCCCAUGCCUUUCUACCAGAAGGUGCUGCUGGGGGCCUUCGGAGGUUUUACUGGUGGGUUCAUCGGCACUCCUGCAGACAUGGUGAACGUCAGGAUGCAGAAUGAUGUUAAACUACCUCCAGAGCUGAGGAGGAACUACAAACAUGCUGUGGACGGUCUCUUCAGGGUCUUCAGAGAAGAGGGGGUGAGGAAGUUGUUCUCAGGAGCCACCAUGGCCUCCAGCAGAGGAGCUCUGGUCACUGUGGGACAGUUGGCAUGUUAUGACCAGGCUAAACAGCUGGUGCUGUCUUCAGGCUUCAUGGGAGAUAACAUCCUCACACACUUCCUGUCCAGCUUCAUCGCUGGAGGCUGUGCUACGUUCCUGUGUCAGCCUCUAGAUGUGAUGAAGACCAGGUUGAUGAACUCUAAAGGAGAAUACUCAGGUGUGAUACACUGUCUAAGAGUGACUGCUAAAGAGGGACCCAUGGCCUUCUACAAGGGUCUUGUUCCUGCAGGGAUCCGUCUGAUCCCUCACACGGUGCUCACCUUCAUCUUCCUAGAGCAGCUCAAGAACAACUUCGGCAUCAUCGUCAUCUCCUGAGCACGCUCCGUGACCUACGACCUUUACCCUCUAACCCCCCGUCCCCUGCCAAGGUCAACCAAUCCCCUGUCACUGCCAUGGUGCCACAACCCCCAUUGUCCUGCGCUGUCCAAUCACACAGAGAGGUGGAUGUAGUGAUGGACUGUCCACUCUGCUAUC